Ostreococcus lucimarinus CCE9901 is the source of this 2347-nucleotide messenger RNA. The record is from the annotation of a RefSeq genome assembly. Lineage: Eukaryota; Viridiplantae; Chlorophyta; Mamiellophyceae; Mamiellales; Bathycoccaceae.
AUGAGCGUCGUCGGGAUCGACUUCGGGAACGCGAAUAACGUCGUCGCGCUGGCGCGAAGGAAAGGGAUCGACGUCGUGCUGAACGACGAGUCCAAGCGAGAGACGCCGAGCAUGAUUAAUUUCGGGGACAAGCAGGCGCCGAUUCGUCGGGUGCGCGGCGGCGGAUAAGAUUAACAUGCAACCGAAGAACACGCUGACGCAGCUCAAGCGCUUGAUUGGGAAAAAGUACGACGACGUCGAGGCGCAGAGCGAUUUGCAAAACUUGCCGUUCGCCGCCAAGCGCGGAGCGAACGGGGAGUUGAUGUUUACCAUGCAGUACAUGGGGGAGACGCGAGAUUUCGUGCCGGAACAGUGCGUAGCGGCGAUUUUGGCUGAUUUGAAGAGAAUCGCGGAGAACGACAACGGCACCAAGGUGACGGAUUGCGUCAUCUCGGUGCCAGUCUUCGCCACGGACGCGGAGCGCCGCGCGAUGCUGGAUGCGGCGUCGAUUUGUGGCUUGAACGUGUUGCGAUUGAUGCACGAAACUACGGCGACGGCGUUGGCGUACGGGAUCUUCAAAACCUCAGAGUUCACCGACGAGCCGGUGAACACGGCGUUCAUCGACGUCGGUCACUCUGCGAUGCAAGUGUGCAUCGCGCAGUUCACGAAGAAGGGGUUGAAGAUUCUGUCUACCGGUUUCGACCGAAACUUGGGUGGACGCAACUUUGAUGAAGUCAUGUUCGAUCACUUUUGCGAAGAGUUCAAGGCGUCGAAGAAGAUUGACAUUCGUUCCAACGCUCGCGCGUCGCUUCGUCUGAAGACGGCGAUCGAGAAGAUGAAGAAGAUUCUUUCCUCGAACCCGGAGGCGCCGCUCAGCAUCGAGUGUCUCAUGGAUGAUGUCGACGUUCAAUCGAUGAUGACUCGUGAGAAGAUGGAAGAGCUCGCGGCGGACACGAUCUCCAAGCUCAUGGGCCCGGUGGAGACGGCGGUGAAGGAAGCCGGACUCACCGUGGACGACAUCUCUGCCGUCGAACUCGUUGGCAACGCUUCGCGCAUGCCCGCCAUUUCGAGUCGACUUCAAGAGUACUUCGGCAAGGUGCCGGGGCGCACGGUGAACGCGUCAGAGUGCGUGGCGCGCGGUUGCGCGCUUCAAGGCGCCAUGCUUUCGCCACUCUUCCGCGUGCGCGAGUUUGAAGUUCAAGACUCGUUCCCGUUCCCGAUCUCCGUUGCGUGGGCCAGCGAUGACGGCACGAACAAGACGAUGGAACUUUUCGAGCGCAAUAACUUAGUUCCCAGCACCAAGCUCAUGACAUUCUUCAAGAACGACAAAUUCUCCAUUCAAGCGAGUUACGCCGGAAGUGAGCUUUUGUCCGAGUCCACAGAACCCGUCGUCGGCACGUACGAAAUCGGCCCGUUCGCAAAAGCCGCGGAUGGUGAGAAACAAAAACUCAAGGUGAAAGUACGUUUGAACCUGAACAGUUUGGUCACUGUCGAAUCCGCGCAAGUCGUGGAGGAAAUCGAAGAAGAGGAAGCGCCGGCGCCGGAGGAAGAGAUGAAGGACGAAGCCGCGCCGCCAGCCGACGGCGCGGAGGGCAUGGAAACCGACGCCGCGAGCCAGGAACCCAAGGCGGAGGAGCCAAAGGCGGAGGAAAAGCCCCCGGCCAAGAAGAAGGUUAAAAAGACGGACGUACCGGUGACGAGCCACGUCGGCGGUUUGCCGCCAAAAAUCGUCGAGCGCUUCACCAACGAAGAGUACGACAUGGCACUGCAGGACAAGGUGAUAGAAGAGACGAAGGAGCGCAAGAACGCCGUCGAGGAGUAUGUGUAUAGCAUGCGCUCUAAGAUUGCCGAACAACUCGCCGAGUACGUCGAUGACGCCACUCGCGAGAGCUUCAACGCGCUGUUGAACGCCACGGAGGAUUGGUUGUACGAGGAUGGCGAGGACGAGACCAAGGGUGUGUACGUGAACAAGCUCGAAGAACUCAGAGCGAUCGGAGAGCCCAUCGUCGGCCGCGAGAGAGAAGAAAGCGAACGCCCCGGCGCGAUCGCCGCGCUCACGGCGUUGGCCGAAAACUUCUUGUCCCUGGCUGGAGAUGAGGCGCACGCCCACAUCGACGCCGCAGACUUGGAAAAAGUUGCGCAAGAGUGCAACGACGCCCUGGCGUGGUUGAACGAAAAGGCUACUCUGCAAGCCGCCACGCCGAAGACGCAACCGGCUGUUUUGUUGAUUUCGGACAUAGACAAGAAGCGUGCCACGUUAGAGCGCGUCGCGACGCCCAUUUUGAGCCGCCCCAAGCCGGCGCCAAAGGUUGAGACGCCGCCGCCCGCGGCUGAAGACGCCGAACCGAUGGACGACGGCACCGCCGAA